GCACCGGGAUGGGGGCAGGCCGGGGUCCGGGGGCUCCGCAUGGGCUCUGGACCUGUCCCUGCGCUCCAGGUCCAUCCCCCAAGAUGUGCCCCACAUGUGCCCGUGUGCACCCAGGUCCCAUCCAGAUGCGUCCCCCUUGUGUCUCCACACCCCAAGCCACCCCACGGCACCCGUGUCACCCCUGAAAGGUUCCCCAGUAGCACCCCCAACCUCUUUCCGCUCUCAGACCACCCUGCGGGGAUGGAGGGGCUUGGGAGGAGGAGGUGACACCCCUAGAUGUGCCCCACGUGUCCCCCUGUGUUCCACACAUCCCCCCCGUGUGUCCCAAAGACCCCCAGCUCUGCCCCACGCACAUUCCCACUCACGUCUCUCACAUGUGCCCAUGCCCCAGGAUGACCCCCAGCCCCUCCCGGGCUGUUCCCCAGUGCCACCCCCAACCCCUUUCCCCCUCCCAGGACCCCCCCGCAGGGAUGGAGGGGCGCGGGGAGGAAGCGCCGGUGCCAGACCCGGACGUGUCGGAGCCGUCGGAGGAGGAGGACGAGGAGGAGGAGGAGGAGGAGGAAGGCUCGGGGGUGUGCGUGACCCCGGCCCUGCUGAAGGCCUGCACGGGCGAGUUCUCCCUGGAGUCCAUCCUGCUGCUGCGGCUGCGGGGCCGCGGCAUCGCCCACCUGGGCUGCCUGGCCGACUGCUCCAACCUGGAGUGGCUGGACCUGUCCGGGAACGCCAUCGCGGCGCUGGCCCCGCUGGCCGCGCUGCGCGCCCUGGCCGUGCUCAACCUGGCCGGCAACCGCGUGGCCAGCGUGGAGCCGCUGCGGGGCUGCCGCAGCCUGCGCCAGCUCAACCUGGCCGGCAACCGGCUGCGCAGCCUGCGCCAGCUGCGCUGCCUGCAGGGGCUGCGGCACCUGGAGAGCCUGCGCCUGCGGGACCCGCUGGCGCGCCUCGGCAACCCGCUGUGUGCCGCGCCCGCCUACCGCGCCGCGCUGGCCGCCAUGCUGCCCGGCCUCAAGGCCAUCGACGGGCAGCGCGUGGCCGGCCGCGGCAGCGAGCUCUUCCGCCUGUGCCGCGAGCUGGACGCCGCGCUGGACGGCGGCGCCGCGGCCGAGGGGCCGGCGGAGCCCCCCCGCAACCCCCAGCCCUGGGUGCAGGAGGGGUUCUGGGAGCCGCGGGCGCCGCGCCGCAGCGCCGUGCUGGAGGAGGCCACGCGGCAGCUCGGGGAGGCCCUGCGGGAGUGCCGCGAGCUCGGCCGGCGCGCCGACGACUCCAUCGCCCAGGCGCAGCGAGCACUCGGCCGCCGGCACCCCGGCAACUACGGCUUCUGAGCCACAGCGGGGCCCAGCACCUCCAAAUGGGGCUGGGGGGGCUCCAAAUGGGGCUGGGGGCACCCAGAGACACCGCAGCCAACACCGGGACUGGGAAACCACCAGAGACACCGCAGCCAGGAGCCCUGGAGUUCUGAGCUGACUCCGUAUAGGGUUGGGGGCUUACAAGUGGGGCUGGGGGGUCCUAAAAUGGGGCUGGGUUGGGCCAGAUGGGCCUGGGAGGCACCCAGAGACACUACAGCCAACACUGGGACCAUGAAACCACCCAGAGAUACCACAGCCAGGAGCCCUCAAGUUCUGAGCUGGGAGGGCCUGAAACAGGGCUGAGGGGCUCCCAAAAUGGGGCUGGGAGGUCCAAAAGGGGCUGAAGGAGCUCCAAAUGGGGCUGGUGGGCACCCAGAGAUGCCACAACCAGCACUGAGCCCAUGAGACCACCCAGAGCCACCAUAGCCCAGAACCUUCCAGGUCUGAGCUGGGGGACUCCCAAAUGGAGCUGAGGGUCACCCAGAGCCCAGAGCCCUUGAGUUCUGAGCUAAGGGGGCCCAAAACAGGGCUGGGGAGGUCCCAAAAUAGGGCUGAGGAGCUCCAAAUGGGGAUGGUGGGGCACCCAGAGCUACCAUAGCCAAUACUGGGACCACGAGACCACCCAGAGUCACCACAGACCACUCUGGGUCGUGAGACCCCAGAGCCUUCAUUUUCUAAGCUAUGGGACUCCAGAAACAGGACUGGGGGACCCCCAAAGUCAUCACCAAAAGCUCACACCAGAAAACCACCCAGAGCACCACAGCCUGGCACCUUGGGGUUCUGACCUGAGGGGUCCCAAACAGGGCGGGGG
This is a messenger RNA of Myiozetetes cayanensis, 2154 nucleotides long. It is a transcript of the gene LRRC61, whose product is annotated as leucine rich repeat containing 61. Gene Ontology annotation, biological process: outer dynein arm assembly. The coding region runs from base 375 to 1319 and encodes 314 amino acids. Lineage: Eukaryota; Metazoa; Chordata; Aves; Passeriformes; Tyrannidae. The transcript has a single exon. Gene Ontology annotation, cellular component: cytoplasm. Gene Ontology annotation, molecular function: protein binding. The record is from RefSeq and is a predicted model, not a curated record.